AUGAUCUUCAUUAAUACUCGACCUGUUGAUGAGAAUGCUACCAAUGAACGGAGAGCUAGUAAGACUGUUUCUCACAGCUCCAAUCAUAACAUGAUGGAUCAACGGAAAGUUAACAUGACGAGGCUAGUCUUAUGCUUGUUGCUGUUUUACCUCUUCGUUAGUAUCUUCCCCGUCUUUCUUUUCUAUCCCAUUUCCCUUGUGUCUCUAUUUGUACCGACGUUCCUUCUUUUCUUCGCCCUGUGCAAGUUUCGAACUGAGAACCGUUCGGAUCAAUGGCCCUGUAUCAUGGUUGCGUUCAUCGGGAUCAUGCUUAAAAUAGCAGCAAUCAUAGUCUUCCUAAUGAUCUUCCCAUCAACCGACAAAAAACACAUGAGUGCAGUCCCAAUGAACCGACAAGUGAAAGAAGAAGAAACAAUGAAACAAUACAGAACUGCUUUCUUCGUUGUCGUUUUAUGCAUUGAAAUUUUUAUACUGCUGAUAGGAGGAUGCCUUAAAUGGCAUUUGGUUGCUUUCGAAAAAAUGGAGCACGACGCUAAGCAAAGAAGACACACUCUCACGUCCAAUAGACCAUUAAUAUCCGAACAAACAAGCCGACGUCAGAGUCAUAGCUGA
Messenger RNA from Auanema sp. JU1783, 612 nucleotides. The record is from the annotation of a GenBank genome assembly. Lineage: Eukaryota; Metazoa; Nematoda; Chromadorea; Rhabditida; Rhabditidae.